AUGGCGCUCAAGCGGAGCUCGUCGGCCCCGCCGGUCCGGAUUUAUCCUCCGCGGCUUUCCCUCUUGCUGCUGGUGCUGGUGCCCGUGAUGCUUUCGGCGGCGGCGGCAGCGGCGGCCGCUUCUUCCCGGCCCGCCUACCCUCGCUUCUCGCCCUUCUUCUUCCUUUGCACCCACCACGGGGAGUUGGAAGGGGACGGCCAGCAAGGCGAGGUGCUCAUCUCUCUCCACCUGGCAGGGAACCCCACUUUCUACGUGCCGGGACAGGAAUAUCACGUGACUAUUUCAACAAGCACCUUUUUUGAUGGCAUAUUGGUCACAGGACUUUAUACAUCUACCAGUGUUCAAAUUUCGCAAGGCAUUGGUGGGUCCAGUGCAUUUGGAUUCGGAAUAAUGUCUGAUCACCAAUUUGGGAAUCAAUUCAUGUGCAGUGUGGUUGCAUCGCACGUCAGCCACCUUCCAACCACAAAUCUCAGUUUUGUUUGGAUUGCUCCUCCUGCAGGAACAGGCUGCGUGAAUUUUAUGGCAACUGCUACUCACAGAGGUCAAAUUAUAUUCAAGGAUGCCUUAGCCCAGCAGUUGUGUGAACAAGGAAGUCCAACAGAAGCUCCCUUCCAUCCUCUUUUAGCUGAGAUGCACAGCAACAGCAUCAUAUUACGGGAUGAUUUUGAUUCUUAUCACUUGCAAGGAUUGAAUCCUACGAUGUGGUCUGAAUGCAGCAACUGUGAGGUUGGAGACCAGUGUGGUGUCAUCAUGCACGGGAGUGCUGUCACUUUUUGUGAGCCAUACGGGCCAAGAGAACUAAUUACCAAUGGCCUUAACACAACGACAGCUUCUGUGCUCCAAUUUUCAAUAGGGUCAGGUUCGUGCCGUUUUAGUUACUCCGAUCCAGACAUAAUUGUCUCCUAUUCAAAGAAUAAUUCAGAAGAUUGGAUUCAACUGGAGAAAAUUAGAGCUCCUUCUAAUGUCAGCACCAUCAUCCACAUUCUGUAUCUCCCCGAAGAAGCCAAAGGAGAAAAUAUUCAAUUUCAGUGGAAGCAGGAAUAUGUACAUGUGGGUGAAGUGUACGAAUCCUGCUGGGCGUUGGACAAUAUCUUGAUCAUCAAUGCAGCUCACAGACAAAUCAUUUUAGAAGACAACCUUGAUCCUGUGGAUACGGGAAACUGGCUGUUUUUCCCUGGAGCCACGAUUAAGCAUAGCUGUCAGUCAGAUGGAAAUGCCAUUUACUUCCACGGGACUGAAGGCAGCGAGUUAAAUUUUGCCACCACACGCGACGUGGACCUCUCCACUGAAGACGCACAGGAGCAGUGGGCCGAAGAAUUUGAGAGCCAGCCAAAAGGGUGGGAUAUAUCUGGAGCAGUCAUCGGCACCGAAUGUGGGACCUUGGAAUCGGGUUCAUCCGCCGUGUUCCUCAGAGAAGGAGAGAGAAAACUAUGCACUCCGUAUAUGGACAUGACAGGUUAUGGAAAUCUGAGGUUUUAUUUCAGCAUGGGGGGAAGCUGUGACACUGGAGAAGCUCAUGAAAAUGAUGUCUUAUUAUACGCAAAAAUUGAAGGAAGAAAAGACCACAUAACCCUUGAUGCAAUGACCUAUGCUUCCCACAAGAGUCCCUCUUUGGUCUCAGUUGUCAUCAGUCCAGAACUUCAGACUCCGGCAACCAAAUUCUGCCUCAAGCAGAAGAACCACCAGGGACGGAACAGGAAUAUCUGGGCUGUCGAUUACUUCCAUGUCUUGCCAGUCCUUCCUUCUACUGUUACACAUAUGAUCCAGUUUUCCAUUAACUUGGGCUGUGGAACCCAUCAACCAGGCAACAGUGUUAGUUUGGAAUUCUCCACCAACCACGGACGUUCUUGGUCAUUACUUCACUCUGAAUGUUUGCCAGAGACGUGUUCUGGAUCCCAUCUUCCCCAUAGCACGGUCUAUGCAUCCGAAAACUACAGUGGGUGGAACCGUAUAACUAUUCCCCUUCCAAAUGCAGCCUUAACCAGAGAUACCAGAAUCCGAUGGCGACAAACCGGAUCGGUUCUUGGAAACAUGUGGGCAAUUGACAGCAUUUACAUUGGUCCAUCUUGUCUCAAAUUCUGCUCAGGGCGAGGUCAAUGCACAAGAAACGGUUGCAAGUGUGACCCUGGCUUUUCAGGCCCUGCCUGCGAAAUGGCCUCUCAAACUUUUCCAAUGUUUAUCUCGGAAAGUUUCAGCAAUGCCAGGCUCUCCUCCUAUCACAACUUUUACUCUAUCCGUGGUGCUGAAGUCAGUUUCGGCUGUGGAGUGCUAGCAAGUGGCAAAGCCCUGGUUUUUAACAAGGAUGGAAGACGUCAACUCAUCACGUCAUUCUUCGACAGCUCCCAAUCAAGAUUCCUCCAGUUUACUCUGCGACUCGGCAGCAGAUCUGUUCUGAGUACUUGCAAAGCACCUGACCAGCCUGGAGAAGGUGUUCUGUUGCACUAUUCGUACGACAAUGGGAUUACGUGGAAACUUCUGGAACAUUACCCCUAUCUCAACUAUCACGAGCCAAGAAUAAUUUCCGUGGAAUUGCCAGAAGAUGCAAGACAGUUUGGCAUUCAGUUCCGGUGGUGGCAACCAUACCAUUCUUCUCAAGGCGAAGAUGUUUGGGCCAUUGAUGAAAUCAUUAUGACCUCCGUGCUUUUCAAUAGCAUUAGCCUGGACUUCACCAACUUGUUGGAAGUUACUCAGUCCCUUGGAUUCUACUUGGGGAAUGUUCAACCAUACUGUGCCCAUGACUGGACACUCUGUUUUACAGGUGAUUCCAAGUUAGCUUCUAGUAUGCGCUAUGUAGAAACACAAUCUAUGCAAAUUGGAGCAUCAUAUAUGAUUCAGUUCAACUUGGUGAUGGGCUGUGGCCAGCAAUACACACCCCACAUGGACAAUCAGGUGAAACUGGAGUACUCCACUAAUCAUGGCCUUACUUGGCAUCUGGUUCAAGAGGAAUGCCUUCCAAGUAUGCCCAGUUGCCAAGAAUUUACACCAGCAAGUAUCUACCACUCCAGUGAAUAUACAAAGUGGAGAAGAAUCACUGUACUUUUACCCCAAAAAACAUGGUCCAGUGCAACACGUUUCCGCUGGAGUCAGUGCUAUUACACCUCUCAAGAUGAAUGGGCCCUGGACAACAUCUAUAUAGGACAGCAGUGCCCAAAUAUGUGCAACGGGCAUGGCUGGUGCGAUCAUGGCUUUUGCAGAUGUGACUCUGGAUACCAAGGUACUGAAUGCCACCCUGAAAAUAAUCUGCCUUCAACGAUAAUGUCUGAUUUUGAGAAUCCCAACACUUUGGCAAAAGAAUGGCAGGAAGUCAUUGGUGGAGAGAUUGUAAAACCAGAACAAGGCUGCGGAGUGAUCUCUUCUGGAUCCUCUCUUUAUUUCAACAAGGCUGGGAAGAGACAAUUGGUGAGCUUGGACCUGGACACCACCUGGGUAGACUUUGUCCAGUUUUACAUUCAGAUCGGCGGAGAGAGUCCUUCCUGCAACAAACCAGACAGCCGAGAAGAAGGAGUUCUCUUGCAGUACAGCAACAAUGGAGGCAUCAACUGGCAUGCCCUGGCAGAAAUGUACUUCUCUGACUUCAGCAAGUCCAGGUUUGUCUAUCUGGAGCUCCCUCCUGCUGCAAAGACCCCCUGCACUCGAUUCCGUUGGUGGCAGCCGGUGUUUUCGGGAGAGGGCUAUGAUCAGUGGGCUAUUGAUGACAUCAUCAUUCUCUCCGAAAAGCUGAAACAGAUCAUCCCUCUGGCUAACCCCACCCUGCCUCAGAACUUUUAUGAGAAACCAGCCUUUGAUUACCCCAUGAACCAGCUCAGCAUGUGGCUAAUGUUAGCGAAUGAAGGGAUGCCCAAAAAUGAAACGUUUUGUUCGGCUACCCCAUCAGCAAUGAUAUUUGGCAAGUCAGAUGGUGAUCGGUUUGCAGUGACCCGGGAUUUAGUGCUGAAACCAGGUUACGUCCUUCAAUUCAAGCUGAACAUUGGAUGCACAGAUCAGUUCAGUAGCUCGGCUCCAGUUCUUCUUCAGUAUUCCCACGAUGCCGGCUUGUCUUGGUCGCUGGUGAAGGAGGGCUGCUUCCCAGCAUCCCCCGGGGUGAAAGGAUGCGAAGGGAGCACCAGGGAAUUGACGGCGCCAACCAUGUAUUACGCGGGAGAUUUUGAAGAGUGGACAAGGAUCACUAUUGUUGUUCCGAGAUCGCUCGCUGCGAGAAAGACCAGGUUCCGCUGGAUACAAGAGAGCCGCUCGCAAAAGAGCCUUCCUCCCUUUGGCUUGGACGGGGUGUAUAUUUCAGAGCCGUGUCCCAACUACUGCAAUGGCCAGGGAGACUGCAUUUCAGGCGUCUGUUUUUGUGACAUGGCCUAUACAGUUCAGUUCUAUGUACAAAUUGGAAGCAAAACAGCUGGUACAGACUGCAACAGACCCCGAGCCAGGAACGAAGGGCUUGUGGUCCAGUAUUCAAAUGACAAUGGAAUCAGCUGGACUUUGCUACGAGAACUGGACUUCUUGUCUUUCUUGGAGCCACAGAUUGUGUCUAUUGAAUUGCCCUGGGAGGCCAAAACAUCAGCCACUGCAUUUCGGUGGUGGCAACCUCAGCAUGGAAAGCAUUCAGCCCAGUGGGCUUUGGAUGACGUCCUUGUAGGAAUGAACGACAGCUCUCCAAUGGGUUUUCAAGAUAAAUUUGAUGGCUCUGUAGAUUUGCAGUCAAAUUGGUACCGGGUUCAAGGGGGGCAGGUCAACGUCGAUUGUCUAUCUAUGGAUACCUCUCUCAUCUUCAGUGAAAAUAUAGGAAAGCCACGUUACGCGGAGACCUGGGAUUUCCACGUGGCUGAUUCCACCUUUAUGCAGUUUGAGCUGAACAUGGGCUGCAGCAAACCCUUCAGCGAUGCCCACGGCAUUCAUUUCCAGUACUCCCUGAACAACGGAAAAGAUUGGCACUUGGUGACGGAAGAGUGUGUGCCGCCCAGAAUCGGCUGCCAACAUUACACGGAGAGUUCGGUUUACAGUUCAGAAAGAUUUCAGAAUUGGAAACGGAUCACGCUGUCUCUUCCUCCUGCAGCCAUGUCCUCCAGAACACGCUUCCGAUGGAUCCAACAUGAUUAUACCCCUGGUGGGGACACCUGGACUAUUGAUAAUGUCAUCCUGGCCACUGGAUGUCCCUGGAUGUGUUCCGGUCAUGGAAUCUGUGAUUCUGGGCAUUGUGUGUGUGACAGAGGUUUUGGAGGGCCUUAUUGUGUGCCUACUGUUCCUCUCCCAACUGUGCUAAAGGAUGACUUCAACAGCAACCUCCAUCCAGACCUCUGGCCUGAAGUCUACGGAGCCGAGAGAGGAAACCUGAAUGGUGACACCAUCAAGUCCGGAACCAGCCUCAUCUUCAAAGGGGAAGGGUUGAGGAUGCUCGUUUCAAGGGAUUUGGACUGUACCAAUACAAUGUACAUUCAGUUUUCAUUCAGAUUUUUAGCUAGAGGUACCCCAGAGAGAUCACAUUCUAUUCUGCUCCAGUAUUCCCUCAAUGGAGGAAUCACGUGGCACCUGAUAGAUGAGUUUUACUUCACCCAAACAACUGAUGUCCUUUUCAUUAACAUCCCACUGCCAUAUUCAGCGCGAAACAGUGCUACCCGUUUCAGGAUCUGGCAACCCUACAACAACGGUAAGAAGGAGGAGAUUUGGAUUAUAGACAACUUCAUUAUUGAUGGAAAUAACCUCAAAAAUCCUGUGAUCCUUUCGGAUACCUUUGACUUGGGCCCAAAGGAAGACAACUGGUUUUUCUAUCCUGGUGGUAACAUUGGACUUUACUGUCCAUAUUCAUCCAAAGGAGCACCAGAAGAAGAUUCUGCGAUGGUAUUUGUUUCAAAUGAAGUCGGAGAGCAUUCAAUUACAACGAGAGAUUUGAACGUAAACGAAAAUACCAUAAUCCAGUUUGAGAUUAAUAUUGGCUGCACCACAGAUAGCUCCUCUGCUGACCCAGUGAAACUUGAAUUCUCCCGAGACUUGGGCGCAACAUGGCACCUACUACUUCCUCUAUGCUACAGUAGCAGCAGCUAUCUCAGUUCUCUCUGCUCGGUUGAGCAUCACCCAAGUAGCACCUACUACGCUGGAACAACCCAGGGCUGGAGAAGAGAAGUCAUCCAUUUUGGAAAGCUACAUCUUUGUCAACUGGAAUCGGACAGGUUCUUACUGGUGAGUGGCGGAAAACCAUCCAGGAAAUGUGGAAUCCUGUCAGGAGGAAACAACCUCUUCUUUAACGAGGAAGGAUUGCGAAUGUUGAUGACUCAAGAUCUGGAUUUAUCCCAAGCUAGAUUUGUGCAGUUCUUCAUGAGGCUGGGAUGUGGCAAAGCAGUACCUGAUCCCAGGAGUCAGCCAGUGUUGUUACAAUAUUCCCUUAAUGGUGGACUCCGAUGGAAUCUACUUCAGGAAUUUCUCUUCAGCAAUUUGAGCAAUAUCGGACGGUACAUCGCCUUGGAAAUCCCUUUAAAAGCUCGUUCGCCCUCUACGCGUCUCCGCUGGUGGCAGCCAUCUGAGAACGGGCAUUUCUACAGCCCUUGGGUCAUUGACCAGAUCCUUAUUGGUGGAAAUAUUUCUGGCAACACAGUCCUGGAAGAUGAUUUCAACACCUUGGAUAGCAAGAAAUGGCUUCUCCACCCAGGUGGAACCAAAAUGCCUGUCUGUGGCUCCUCUGGAGAUGCUCUGGUCUUCAUUGAGAAAGCCAGCACUCGCUACGUGGUCACAACUGACAUCGCCAUAAACGAAGACUCUUUUCUUCAGCUGGAUUUUGCUGCUUCCUGUUCAGUCACGGACUCUUGCUAUGCUAUCGAGCUGGAAUAUUCUGUGGACCUUGGUUUGACAUGGCAACCUGUGGUAAAAGACUGCCUUCCUACUAAUGUGGAAUGCAACAGGUAUCAUCUGCAGAGGAUCUUGGUCUCUGACACCUUCAACAAAUGGACAAGAAUUAUCUUGCCACUUCCUCCUUACACCAGGUCUGAUGCGACCCGUUUCCGUUGGCACCAAACAGCUCCUUUCGACAAGCAGCAAACCUGGGCUAUUGACAAUGUCUACAUAGGCGAUGGCUGUAUAGAUAUGUGCAGCGGGCAUGGAAGAUGCACGGAAGGAAACUGUGUGUGCGAUGAAAACUGGAGCGGCUUAUACUGCGACGAGCCAGAUGUCUCCCUCCCCACCCAACUGAAAGACAAUUUCAACCGUGCCCCAUCCAGCCAGAACUGGCUAACCGUCAACGGGGGCAAACUAAGCACCGUCUGUGGUGCGGUGGCUUCUGGGAUGGUUCUUCAUUUUAGCGGGGGAUGCAGCCGUUUGCUUGUGACAGUGGAUCUCAACCUAACCAAGGCAGAAUUCAUUCAGUUUUACUUCAUGUACGGAUGUCUGAUCAGCCCCAACAAUCGUAAUCAAGGAGUUCUCCUGGAAUACUCUAUGAAUGGUGGCAUUACGUGGACGCUCUUGAUGGAAAUCUUUUACGACCAGUUCAGCAAGCCUGGCUUCGUGAACAUUAUGCUUCCUCCGGACGCCAAGCGAGUGGGAACUCGUUUUCGCUGGUGGCAGCCUAAACACGAGGGUCUCGACCAAAGCGAUUGGGCUAUUGACAACGUAUUGAUCUCUGGCUCAGCAGAUCAGAGGACGGUGAUGCUGGAUACUUUUAGCAGUGCGCCAUUGCCUCAGCACGAACGCUCUCCAGCUGAUGCGGGACCCACCGGCAGAAUUGCUUUUGAUAUGUUUUUAGACGACAGAACAACAGUGAAUGAGCUCUGGAUGUUCCAUGAUGAUUGUUCCAUUGAAAAAUUCUGUGAUUCCCCUGAUGGGGUCCUGAUGUGUGGUAGCCAUGAUGGCCGAGAGGCCUACGCCAUCACCCACGACCUAACUCCUAUGGAGCAUUGGAUCAUGCAGUUCAAGAUUUCUGUUGGAUGUAAAACCUCAGAAAAAAUUGCUCAGAACCAAGUCCAUGUACAAUAUUCCACCGAUUUUGGCGUGAGUUGGAGGUACCUCAUCCCUCAGUGUUUGCCUGCCGACCCCAAGUGCUCUGGGGCUGUUUCCCAGCCUUCUGUCUUCUUCCCAACCAAAGGAUGGAAAAGGAUAACAUACCCAUUGCCUGAAAACCUAGUAGGAAAUCCAGUGAGAUUCAGAUUUUAUCAGAAGUACUCCGAUAUGCAGUGGGCCAUUGACAAUUUCUACCUUGGGCCUGGUUGUGUCGAAAACUGCCAAGGCCAUGGGGAUUGCUUGAAAGAGCAGUGCAUUUGCGAUCCAGGAUUCUCUGGGCCGAAUUGUUACUUGACCCAUCCUCUGAAGACCUUCUUGAAGGAGCGUUUCGACAAUGAAGAAAUUCGCCCUGAUUUAUGGAUGUCCCUGGAAGGCGGGCUGGCCUGUCUGGAAUGUGGGGUUCUGGCCGAGGACACGGCUCUAUAUUUUGGAGGACCAACCGUGAGGCAGGCGGUGACCCAAGACCUGGACCUGCGGGGCGCAAAGUUUCUACAAUACUGGGGAAGAAUAGGGAGUGAAAACAACAUGACCACUUGUCAUAGACCAACAUGUCGAAAGGAAGGAGUUCUACUGGAUUACUCAACAGAUGGAGGAAUAUCGUGGACGUUACUGCAUGAGAUGGAUUAUCAGAAAUAUAUCUCCAUCAGGCACGAUUAUAUUCUGCUCCCAGAAAAAGCUCUCACCAACACAACCCGCCUACGCUGGUGGCAACCAUUUGUGAUUAACAACGGCAUUGUUGUUUCGGGGUUUGAUCGUGCUCAGUGGGCCCUGGAUAACAUACUGAUUGGCGGAGCAGAAAUCAAUCCCAGUCAACUGGUUGACACGUUCGAUGACGAAGGCAUCUCCCAUGAAGAAAAUUGGAGUUUCUACCCAAAUGCAGUCAGGACGGCAGGGUUCUGCGGUAACCCCUCCUUUCAUCUCUAUUGGCCAAAUAAGAAAAAGGAUCAGACGUAUAAUAUCUUGUCUUCCCGGGAGCUCAUUAUACAACCUGGAUACAUGAUCCAGUUUAAAAUUGUGGUUGGCUGUGAAGCAACAUCUUGUGGUGAUCUCCAUUCAGUAAUGCUGGAGUACUCUAAGGAUGCUAGAUUAGACUCCUGGCAGCUCGUCCAGACGCAGUGCCUUCCGUCUUCCUCCAACAGCGUUGGCUGCUCCCCGUUUCAGUUUCACGAAGCGACCAUCUAUAACUCUGUCAACAGCUCCACUUGGAAGAGGAUAACCAUUCAGCUGCCAGAUCAUGUCUCCUCCAGUGCGACCCAGUUCCGGUGGAUCCAAAAAGGAGAAGAACCAGAAAAACAAAGUUGGGCGAUCGAUCAUGUGUACAUCGGAGAAGCAUGUCCCAAACUCUGCAGCGGCCACGGAUAUUGUACCACGGGGGCCAUUUGUAUUUGUGAUGAGGAAUACCAAGGUGACGAUUGCUCUGUUUUCAACCAUGAACUUCCCAGCUACAUUAAAGACAAUUUCGAGUCGGCAAGAAUUACCGAAAUAAACUGGGAAAUUAUUCAGGGUGGAGUGAUAGGGAACGGAUGUGGACAGCUAGCCCCAUACGCUCAUGGUGACUCUCUCUAUUUCAAUGGCUGUCAGAUAAGGCAAGCGGUGACCAAGGCUCUGGAUUUAACCCGAGCAAGCAAAAUAAUGUUUGUUUUGCAAAUUGGAAGUCUUUCACAAACCGAUAGUUGCAACACAAAUCUCAGUGACCCCAACACUGUGGACAAAGCUGUGUUGCUCCAGUACAGCGUAAACAAUGGAAUUACAUGGCAAGUCAUUGCACAACACCAGCCAAAAGAUUUUAUACAAGCACAAAGAGUGUCUUACAAUGUGCCACUGGAGGCACGGAUGAAGGGGGUGUUACUUCGCUGGUGGCAAUCCCGCCACAGUGGCUCAGGCCACGAUCAAUGGGCCCUGGACCACGUAGAAGUUGUUCACACUCGCAAACAAAAUUACAUGAUGAAUUUUUCACGGCAACACGGGCUCAGGCAUUUCUACAACAGAAGACGGAGGUCCCUUCUUAGGCGGUCCCCGUGAAGAACAAGAGUUUCCUCUCUCUCUCUCUCUCUUUUUUUUUUUUGGUCCUUUUUUUCCCUUUCCUGACCUGUGACGUUUUUGCUUUCAAUUCCCCCCCUCAACCAAGCACCGCAAAUUUGAUUUACAAGGACUUUUUCUCCAUACGCACCCACAUACACCCCACCCUUUUCCUUCCUGGAGGUAUAUUUUUAAAGCCUCCCUCAAGGCAGAAAGUUACACCCUGUUUUUUCGCACUGUGAUCCUCAUGGGAAGCGACCUUAUUUUUCUCAUAGGUAAAUGUUUUUUGAAUGUCGUGUCUGUGAACAAAAAAAAAAAAUUGUGAUUCUGUUGUAAAACCAGUUACAGUGGCAGUAUUGGAAGUAAAGCGACUGUUUUGAACAGGAGGAGGAAGAAGAAAAACAAACGUGUAAGCACAAAAAGACUUAAUAUUUAACGUCAGAAAAUGAUAUUAAGUACAAUUCAGUAUUUAAAUGCACUGUAU
Notechis scutatus (mainland tiger snake) is the source of this 10474-nucleotide messenger RNA. The record is from RefSeq and is a predicted model, not a curated record. Lineage: Eukaryota; Metazoa; Chordata; Lepidosauria; Squamata; Elapidae.